Messenger RNA from Helianthus annuus (common sunflower), 713 nucleotides. RefSeq lists its product as uncharacterized. The record is from RefSeq and is a predicted model, not a curated record. The transcript is spliced from 3 exons. Lineage: Eukaryota; Viridiplantae; Streptophyta; Magnoliopsida; Asterales; Asteraceae. Bases 115 to 693 code for a protein of 192 amino acids.
AUAAUAAUGUGAUAUAUGUUUUACGGUUGAAACUUGAUAUUCGGAAAGUUGGUUAGAAAAACGUAUGGCAUUGAGGGAGGCAUGAGAACAUUCUGUUAACCAUCAUCUCCGAGCAUGGCGUGCCGUAGAAGGCAUGGAAUUACCAGGUCUUCCACGUUCAAAGAAGAGAUCUGUCGUCCUCCUGUUGACACAGCGACCGCCUCCUCCUCCGCUCCCUCGUCGCCAGUGGCCUCCAAGAAGAACCAUCGGGACUCUCCUCUCUCCUCCGGUUAUGUUAAUUCGCCGUUUCAACACAGAUCCAAGGAAACCUUCAACAACACAACAGAAACAAAUCGUGAGGAUUUUUUCACGCAACAUGGUAAUAUGCAAUAUCAAAAACCACAGACAAUUCAACUCACGGCAUCUCGCGAUGGACGAGGUAGCAGUAUGGACAAGAGAACUCAAGAUAUUCAAGAAACCUUUAAGUUGCAGAACAAGAAAACAGAAAUAAAUCGUGAGGAUUUUUUCAAGCAGAACCUAUGGCAAGAUGGUAAAAAGCAAUCCGAAAAACCACAGACAAUCCAUGAGCAUCAACUCAUGGCAUCUCGCGAUGUAAGGCGCCAUAACUGUAAUUGCAUAUUUUAUAUAGAUCAAAAUUUUCUUGUCAACAAAUCAACUCGUGCUACUACGCUUAGGGUCUGUUUGGUGGGGUAAUGGAAUCGACCAUGAAAUAA